Molecule: messenger RNA, 690 nt
Organism: Fusarium odoratissimum NRRL 54006
Lineage: Eukaryota; Fungi; Ascomycota; Sordariomycetes; Hypocreales; Nectriaceae
Exons: 1
Coding region: 1-576 (191 amino acids)
Biological process (GO): DNA-templated transcription
Cellular component (GO): nucleus
Molecular function (GO): DNA binding; zinc ion binding
Source: RefSeq, a predicted model, not a curated record
AUGUACUACUGCUGCCUUCGAGCGGCUCAGAAGAACACCCUAAAGUUUCUGCAGGGCUGCACACUGUUAGCAUUUCAGCUUUACUUGCACGGCCCCACUACCGAAGGAUGGAUGGUCAUCGGCACUUGCACCCGGCUCGCGAAUGAGCUGGGUCUACAUGCCAUCGACUUCCAAAGUGAGAGCGAUGUUUUCAGCCCAGUCUCAUUGGAAUGGAGCAAGAAAGAGGGGUUACGCCGUGUCUGGUGGUCUGUCUGGGAGCUGGACGCGUUCUCAGCCGCGGUCGCCUGCCGUCCACACACGAUAGAUAGGAUGACUAUGCAAGUCAAGCUUCCCGUUUCUGACAAGAACUGGUUUGCAGACAUGUUCGUGGAGUCGUCCAUAAUCAAUCCCGACCCUGUCCACUCUUGGCACACCCUAAGGGAUUGUCCAAACCAGGACGAGAGGGCAUGGUUCCUACUCAUCAAUUAUCUCUUGCUCACCGCGCAUGACCUGGGCCAGCAGCAAAACUUGCAACGCAAGGAGAUUCAAGAGAUUGAAAAAGCCAUAUCUUGCUAUACUCUUAUCCUCCCUCCCUAAUUCAACUUAUUGGAGGACUUGAAUCCCUCAUCGUUCAGGCCAAAUCGCGUUUCUAACUUUAAUUGGAUCAUCGUCACCAACAUCAUGCUACAAGGGUAAUGUUAUUUCAAACCG